AUUGCAUACUGCCGCGCGGCGCACUCACCGGAAAUUACAGACGAACAUGAGUGCAAGCAAGUGUCCACAGUCGUAUUCACAAAAUCUUGACCGAUUUCAGUGCAUCAUCCGGGUACUUUUGCAUACUCAAUUUUUCGCAUACUAUCCAUACUUUUUUCCGUUUUGAGUUGAGUAUACUAAAAAUUUUAAGUAUUUAGUAUGGAAGUAUGCGAUUUGGGACACACAUUAUAUUUCAUUGCUAAUCCAUAUAACUUUUGUUACUCUUAUCACAGUGUACAUUGUAAAGGGAAGAUAAUAGAUUUCAUAACCUUGCUUGUUUGGACUUCGGAGGUUAAACUUUGAUCUGCAGGCUGCUCAGUAUUUGUAUGUAAAAAAAAAAAAGACAACAAAACAGACAACAUGACCAUGUUUGGAUAUAAAUCCUUUGAAAAUGGGAAUCGGAAGCUGAGUGUUUGCAUGUGGAGUUCGGCUCGUGUGCGUGUCCUUGUGCUUUUAUUUGUUUGGAUGGGGUUGGAUCGAUUGUUGCUGUGUGCAAGAAAAAAAAAAAGGGAAAAAAAGCAUAAAGGAAAACAACGAUUAAGAAAACAGAGUGGGAGAUGUAGGUCUCGGCUACUUCCAGGCUUUGUUAGAGAAACGGAUGGGAUGGAAGGGGGGGUUGAGGAAAAGUGAGAACAUUACUAAACAGGUUCAAAAAUGAGCGGAAGCCAUUGAGUCCAUCCAACCGGCAAAUGUUGGCAGCACUUAUAGCGGCUUCCUGCAUCUUAACCUAUCACCAUCAGCAAUCCCACUAUCAAAAAUGUUUUAAAAACAUUGAGCUGGUGCUUUUUUAGCAACAUAUUAAAGACUCUAAUGAACUUUUUGCAAUUCUACAAUAGUUUCAGAACAAUUUUUCCACCAGCCAAUGUUCAUUUCAACAUCUAUCAAACUGUCACUCUUUGUCAACCAGAACAAAAGCGGGGAUUCCCCAAGUUUUGUGGUUUCCUGGUUGCCUGGACAGAACCAUAUUGUUUAUCUGAUAAUGUAUGAGCUGAAGACAUGCUUUGACUUCAAACCUCCCAAGCCGGUGCCAAAGUGUUGAUGUGUCUCCGGCAACAAUAACAGAUCAGUUUAAACUGCCUCUUCCUGUGAUUGCAGAGCUCUUUGGACAUAUAAGGGCAAACAGCAGCAAGCUUCUGGAAGGAGGAAGCGGGGACAUCCCAGGGAGCUGCCUUCGCUUGUUUGUCCAUCUAUUGGCAAAGAGAGAGAGAGAGAGAAUAGGAGAUAAAAAAUAAAUAAUAACGUUACGAAACUGUCCCUUUGAAGACGUGCCUCAGAGAAAGCAGAGAGCCUCUAAUACGGGGUGGAAUGGGAGAGAGAAAAAUAAGAAAAAAGGAGGUGGCUGGGGGGCAACAUGGAGAGAGACAGUUGACCUAAAUCUCAUGAACCACAAAAUAAUAAAGAAAGCUCUUGACCCCUAAAUUCAAAGCUGCUCUAAGGGGAGAAAACAACUGGAUACAUUAAGAAAUAUCCUCAACAGUAAACUCUUGUAUUCAUGAUUCAAAUAAGAAAUAAAGUGUUUCUUUUGAGAGGAGUUCGCUAACGCUACUUAAAAAUUAAAAGCACAUGAUCAGCAAGAACAGCUCUGUUGUUCAUCCUCGAAGUAAGCUUUUGGAUUUAGUCACAAAAACCACCACAAAUCCAGCCCUUUUUCCAUGCAGUGAUCUCAGUGGGUAGAGAUGCUAUGAUAAUGAGGGGCUGAACUGAAUUGCUGUCUGAUUCAUGUCUGAGGAAAGAGACUGCAGAUAGAUACAGAGCCAGAAAAACGCCACGUAUGGUAAGCCCUCCAGGAGAACUUGCGCCAGAACACCACUCCUAUGAUCAAAAUCUUACCAGAGUGUUGCAGCCGUGGUUACAAAAGCAAGUCUAUUAGUGGUUAAUCCUAAUUUGGGAACAAUUUGGGAGUUAUUCCUACGUUCUUUCCUGGUUCUGGGGCUAGUUUUGAAAACCAGUAACAGCAGUUGAUCUGCUGCCUCUGACCAUCAACAUUUUGAUUUUGAAUACUAAAACUUAACCACAAUAGCAUACAAGCAAAAUCCUCUGAGGAGUGGGUGUGACACUAUGCAAAUUACCCCUGUUGUUAUUUCACUUGGAAGCAAAUUCGACUGUUUUCUUAAAAGCGGACAACCGAAACAAUCAGUACGCUUACAUGUUUGAAAUUUUUGAGUUAAUAAGUGCAACUGAAACUGAACUUAAAAAAUACAUAUAAUUAUCUUUAUCAUUUCCUUUUUUCUUCUUAUUUUCUUUAUCAGUUCUUCUGCCUUUGCGUCUCAGUCUGUUUGCAUUUCCAUGAAGAAAUGAUCAUAAAUGUUCUUCCUUGAGCUGUGUCACCCCGCUGUUGUCCGUAAUGGACUGGCCUGAGGUCUCACCACAAACAAGCUGCUGCUGGAAGAGAGUGGGUGAGUUGUUUUUAGUCUCUUUGCUAAAGAAAUUAGGCAAAGUUAAAGAUGUUUGGUGGCUAGUAUUAGGGCUAGGACCCUAUAUGUACUGUUGAUGAAGUUAGGUGCUGUUCUGAACAUUAUUUGUGGUUAUAGAGUGGCGUUUUUGUUGAGGUUUGUUUAUGGCUCCUCAGACCGCUGUGUAUUGCUAUUGUGCGGUUAUUAAUAAAGUUGGUAUAACUAGAGAAGCAAGCUGUCAGCAACAUUCAUCUCUUGGGGGGGGUGUCUCACUUGGUGUUAUGGUGUGUUUGACCCUAGAUUAAUUCUACGUCGGAACAUCCCUUUAACAUACACAAUGAAGACAAAAACCCUUCACAAAUCCAUCUACAACAAGAAAUUUCAAUUUAAUAUAUGUACAAUGUUGUUGGGGUAUGGGAUAAUGAUAAUCCUCAAAAAAGUUAAUCCAUUUCAAUAGAUGAGUUUUGUAAUCUUAUUUUAAGAGAUGCAUGUGACAGACCCCCCACCUCUGUGUGUACACACACACACACACACACACACACACACACACACACACACACACACACACAGGGCAGCAGUUACAGCAGCAGCAGCUACGUCACACAUCGGGAAUGCAGUGAGGAUCUGCUGCUGCUGCUACAGGCCCCAGGAUCCGUCACAAAGUAGGUUAACGACGCUAAAGCUAGAGGAAAGUUAUUCCGGGAUAACUUUCUCUGGCCUUUGAAGGUAUGAGCGGAUGCGUAUUCUGUGUCUGUGUGACUGUUUUCGGGCUGUAGGUGUCGGUUAUUUCAUUGUUUCCUCCUCGGUUGUGUUGGAAGUUAGCCUGGAGGCAGGGCACGAGGCUAGCAAACAAGUAAACAAGCCUGUUAUCAAAGUUAAUUGUCGCUAAUUAUCCUUCAUCAUGGGUUACUACAUCUCUUUACUUGGAUGUUAUACUCACAUUUGACGCACAGGGCAAACAUUUUGGACGGACGUGUGUGCAUAUUGUUUGCUUAUCCACUCAGGAGACGUUAAUGUUGCUACGCGGAACAAACGUUAACGACGGUUGAAAAUGAGGAAUAACCGCCGGUGUGAAGUGAACGUGCUGCUUCUGUUUGCUCUCUUUGACCGUUAACGUCUUCUUUAUUUUUUGUAGAUGGCACUGAAUGGAAGAGGAGAGACACUGUAAAGGUACUGUGAAAGGUAGGAACUAUUACAUGGCUUCUGAAUUAAAUUGGUGUAUUCUUAGCGAAAUAUUGCUGUAACUUUUACUCACCCAAAAUGGCCAAAGUCAUUUAAGACUCUAAACGGUUGAAUUUAACUCGCAUAUCGUUACGAUAAGCUUUACUGUGUGGCACGCGUUAGAUUGGCCUUCAAAAUAAAAGCACCGAAUUCUCUUAAUGUCAAUAUCGCGAGAAAGCAGUGUUUUCUUUGGUGUAUAAGCACAUUUAUACUUUUUUCUACAGUUGUGAGCUAUUUUAUAUUAGCUUUUUGCAUAUUUUACGAUAUAUUUUAUAUCUUCUGUGCAUUUCUAAAACCCCCUCUAGUGGAGACAUUUUAUUUUGAAUGUCAUUCGCACCGGAUAUGGACUUAGCUGAUUUUCUGUCGCUUCACUCUCUGUCCUCAACUUUGACAUUUCUAUAGUUCUUGCCCCCUCUUUACGUCCACCCAGCAGCUUUCAAGCAAGUUAAUGAACUCAAAAAGCAGAGUUUCGUGUUUUGAAUAACUUCAACGUGUUACAUUUGCAUUUUGUAACAAAUUCGUCGCGUUUCGUCACCUGGCCCAGCCAUCCGCGGAUUUGAGUGUGUGCUCAUCCGGAUUCAGACAGUGGCUGAAUUUAGGUUGAUGGAGGGGGGAGAUAUGGUCACUUUUUUCUUCACAUGGAGAAGCCCAAGCCUCAAAUAUAACCGGUUUAUCACAACAACGUGAAUUAAAAUUGUCAAAACGCCGAAGCAAGGUGAUUUAACUGCAUCUUAAGCACCGUAUUCCUGUUUCUCUCCAUCAUCCCCCUUUCCCAUCAUUAUAAUCCUCUUACAAACAAGGACUUAUGACGGCCACACGACCCACAUACAAUCAACCUAAGUGGGUUAGGCCUGUUAAUUUCUCCACUCUGACAAUGCUGCUAUGCUUGCAAUCCAUUUAACUAUUGUGUCAGUCACACAAUGGUUUUCACAGUAGUAUGUCUGCGAUAUCUGCUGGCACCAGAUAGUCCAAAAACAUCAGCACAUCUUUCUUUAAUGAUCUUUAUUUUCUAAUUCAUGCCACAAGAUCUUUAUUUCAAACAAGAGCCACAGGUGUAGGUCAGCACUUUGUUUCCUCAGCUGUGCGCCGCUGUGUUAUUUACCCUGCAGAGAAUACUUAAUACAUUGUUAUGAGCCAGGUGUCCAUGCUGUUCAGACACAUAUCAUUACACAAUAUUUCCUGCCCUGUUUGUGUCCCCGCUUAAUUUGGAAAUCAAUCAUAUGAACGUGUAAACAUCCACAAAGACAAUAACCAUUGUGGCAGAAAACAUACAAGGGGUUACCACCUGUUUGUGUGUCUGUAAGAGCUGGAGUGUGAAUGUGCUCGAGAGCUGAUGCGGCGUGUCUGUCCCCAAGUGCAUAAACACACAAGCACACGUUUCAGAGCAAUGUGCAAGCCAGCUGGAAAUCCCCAAUCCUUUCAGAAGGGCUGCUGUCUUCCUGCUCCUCCAUUAUGAGUCUAUUGUUCAGUCUCUGUGUCCCCGUUGCCAUAGGAAACAAAAUAUGAAGCAUCCCCUAGUUUCCAUUGGUUACCUAUUGAGUAAAUACACACAGAAGCCAAAGCUGAGUUCAUGCUAAUGAAGGAUAAAAGCUGCAAACAGAACCAGAGAAAAGUCAACGGUCUUAUGUAAUGAAAAUUCAAACUACUGCACUCAGAUAUUAACUAUUCUGAACUUUCUCUUUUUGAUACCAGAAGCCUGCCAUGUCCGGUCCUACCUGGCUUCCUCCGAGAACUCUGGAUAGCCCAGAGCGAGCCGUCCCCCAGAUGUCCCACUCUGCAGGGUCAGCAAUCUACAGAGCCCCCAUCAAGAAGGGGAUGUCCGACUUCCGGCCAAAGUAUGGCGGCCCCUAUGACCAGAAUGGAGGAGGAGGAGGAGGAGGGGGUAUGGCCAACAGAUACAUGGCUGGGCCCGCAGGUAAGAAAUCCACUGAAAGCAGUUUUCAUGUACCAGUUUAAAUACCGCAAUCAUCUAAAAUUUCUCCUUCUUCUCUCACUCAAAGGUGGUCCCAUUCAUCAUUCGUCUAAUGAUCACUACUACACCCCUCCUCAUGGUCCCAAAGACGACCGAAACUGGAGCCCUCACAUGGACAGCUACGAGCUGAUGGUGGGUGCAUAUUUUCUGAAAACAUCUCAGAGUUUUCGAGCUUACAUUUAACUCCAUUAACGUUAAACUUUGUGUAUUUUGUCUUUAGCACCACGGUCCUGAAAAGCCGGCGAACUAUCACUCCAAAAUUGACGCUGAUAUCGACUCCCUCACCAGCAUGUUGGCUGAUCUGGACAGCCACCCACAGGACUCCAGCACCCAAGUAGGACUCCUCAUUUUGCUAAAACUGAUUAGAAACAUCUCUUGAAAGACAAAAACAACAUUCAACAGUUUAAUAACCGACUUCUCUGACUCCACACAGCUGUACGACAAUGUGCCUUACAACAAGUACCUCUCAGGAGAUCACUACAAACCUGCACCCCCUCCUCAGGCUCGGUCCUCCAUGGGCUACCCGCCUCACCCACAGAGCCAAUACCACCCCUCGCCCGCCUACCCCAACGAGCACCAACCCUCUCAGUACUCCACCUCCCACCAGCAGGACUACUACUCUUCCUCUUCCACUCCAAAACCGUACCCUCAGCCUGUUCCAGCCUCCUACACCACCGCCUCCACCCCCACCGGGCCCAGGUUCAGCGUCCAGGUCAAGACAGCGCAGCCCGUCACCUACUCUCAGACCGGAAGACAGGCAGAACAGGCCUACACUCCGCCCCCUCCUCGCCAGCAUGUGUCACGCCCCCCUCCCCAGACUCAGACAAGUCAACAGGGCUGGUACCCUCCUCACGCGGGGUCACAGGCUCAGGAGAUGCUCUCUGAAGGGGGGUACAAAGGAAGCAGCUCAGGAGGAAGAGUUAACCAAGUUCCACUGUCCAAGAGAGGGAUGGAAAAUAAUCACACGGGGUCAGGGGUGGCUCAGAGCUCAGCUUAUCAGUCUAACAAGGUAGGGACACACAUCAGGAGAGGAUCUGUGUUGGUAUUUUUAACAGAGACGUUUUAGAUUCUCUGCUUUUAGAUUUCUAGAUGUGUGAUUUAGUUCCUUUUUUCCCUCCUGCAGGGGUUAACAACAGCCAGGCCCGAGGAGGAGCUGGACCGGCUCACCAAGAAGCUUGUGUACGACAUGAACCACCCCCCUGUCGAGGACUAUUUCGGUACAGUCACUUCUUUGUGCUAAAACGACUUGAGCAAACCCCGCCUUGAAAAUAAACAUCUAAAGUUUGACUUUCUGCUCUCAGGUCGCUGCGCCCGCUGUGGCGACAACGUGGUAGGCGACGGCAGCGGCUGUAUCGCCAUGGAGCAGGUCUUCCACGUGGAGUGUUUUACUUGCAUCACUUGUCACGCCCGUCUCAGAGGGCAACCGUUCUACGCCCUCGAUAAGAAGAGCUACUGUGAGAGCUGUUACAUUGUAAGUGAAGGACGAAGUAUUCGGUCUUUGUUUAUAAAGCACCACGUUCUUCACAAAGACUGAAGAAUCAUAAAGAGAUAUCGUCAGUAUAUAUAAGUAAUAGAAAACAUUCAAAAAAAGCUUAUAUAUAAAGAAACCUAAUGUUUCUUCUGUCUUUGUCAGAGUACUUUAGAGCGCUGUUCAAAGUGCUCCAAGCCCAUCCUAGACCGGAUCCUGCGGGCCAUGGGGAAGGCCUACCACCCUCGCUGUUUCACCUGUGUGGUCUGUAACUGCUGUCUGGACGGGGUGCCCUUCACCGUGGAUGCAACCUCCCAGAUACACUGCAUAGACGACUUUCACAGGUACUAAGACUGGUAGAAACUUUUUGUUUUUUUCUUCCUGAUAUCCAAAUUUAAGCUAACCUUAAUCUCGCUGCCUGUUCCACCUGACAGGAAAUAUGCCCCCCGCUGUUCAGUGUGUGGGGAGCCCAUCAUGCCUGAACAGGGACAGGAGGAGACAGUGAGGAUAGUAGCUCUGGACCGCAGCUUUCAUGUUAACUGCUAUGUCUGUGAGGUGAGUCAAACGAAGCAUUUUAUUUUAUUUCUGCAGAUACUUUUUUAAAUCUUUGAAUUUAACUUUAGUCUUUGCAAAUAUACAUGCAAAAAUUCUAAACCUGCCUACAAAGUUUCGUACUACAGUAUCAGAUAUACACUGAUUUUCUAGAGCAGGACCUUAAGCGCCCCAUGUUUGAGUUUUAGUGACUAAAGUCUCUGUUCUCUUCAGGAAUGUGGUCUCCUGCUGUCCUCAGAGGGAGAAGGCCGAGGCUGUUACCCACUCGACGGCCACAUCUUGUGUAAGAGCUGCAGCGCUCGCCGUAUCCAGGACCUCUCUGCCAAAAUCUCCACCGACUGCUAAAGAACCCCCUUUCAGCCCUUUUCACAAAUCCACACACACUCAUCAUGUUACCUGCUAUUCACAGAAAGAGAAACGCUACUCUGCUCAGACUCCCCUUUUCCUUGGACUCUCCUCUAGCUCCCUCUGUUGGUGGCAAACUGCAGUUUCAUUUGCAGAGAAAAACUCUCUUACGAAUUCAAACGAGCAAUGCAGUUCUCAUGAAGCAGCUAUUUCCUUUCAUGCAGAAGUCCUGCUACGUUUUCUUCCUUUUCCCUCUCCACGUAUCAUGUUUAGCUCCGUAUCAGUACGACAGUAGCCUGACCUGCAGGCAGCUUGGGCUCCAAUCCUCCACUUAUCCACACCGGUACUGCUCUAUGAUUAGCUUGCACAUUUUUUUAUCACUGUCGAAGACAAUGAAAGUCUGGAGGGAAAUCUAUGAUUAAGACCUGAUAAUGAGGGAUUUUCUCGCUGAUUAAAGGCACAACUUGAUAGAAAGGAUCCGGAUGUGUAUAUUUAAAAACAGUCAAAGUGCAGAACUGCCUCAAAACAAGCACAUAGCACAACAACUGUGAAGUGUACAUAACAGGCGUGUUGAAGUUGUGCGAUGAAACUGUCCCUAACUGGGGAGUAUGUAGCGUUUAGUGCAGUGAAGUACCCUCAGAGAAGGGGAAAUCUAGACAACAGGAAUGUGUAGUGAACUAAAACUUUGUACGCUACUUUUAAUUUCACGUUAGCUUAUUUCCUGCGACAUCGAAUCUUUCGUACGUCUCAAAGAUAUCAAACCGAGUUGUUUGUUUAACAUGCGUGUUUGGUCGAUACUUGACUGUUACAUUGAAGUCGACGGUGCAAUGAAGUAAGUACUUUCUUCUGUUUAAAGGAAAUCAGGGUGUCGGUGGAAAACUUGUGAAGAGUUUAUAAAUGUGCCAUGAAGGGUAAGACUGAACAUGAAAUAAUGCUCAAUAUAAGCAAACAUUGGCCACAGUAAUGUACUUUACAGAUACUUUUUUUUACACCUGAAUCUGAUAUCAAAGUGGAAUUCAAUGUGACGUAUUUUUACCCAUAAAAUAGUGAUCUUCUUCUUCACGUACGGAUUAGAUUUUUGCUCUUUCUUGCACACGUGGGCCAAGUUGCAGCUCCAGUAUUUGUUAUGAUUGUGAUUAAACGCUUGUUUUUCCGUCCGUUUUUUUGUAUAAGUGUAACCCAAAGGGCUAGAAAUUUGAAUGCCUUACCUCAAGGAUGUCACUCAGUUUGGUAACAAAUGUUUUUUCUGUGAAUUCUGCUUUUUUUGUGUGCGUGACUUAACUCUAUCAUGCUUCAACCAUAUCCAUCAGUUAAUUUAUCUCAUGUGUAUACUCUGUAUUUUCAUUAAUCUGCUUGUUAUCAUCUCAUUUAUGGUCACGUGUCUCUGUUCAAAUCCUCACCCAUGCCAAUAAUGUAACCGUCAAUCAUACAUUCGUUUUUCUUACUGUGUGUUCGGUUUGAAAUGCCGUGAUUUGGAGUUUGUAGAGUGAACCCUGAGGUGCUGCAGCAAGCUGAUGAAUUCAGAAGAAGUAAAGGAGGAUGUUGAAGCAGAAGAGUUUGUUAUAUUGAGUGAAGAAGUGCGCACAUGGAUGAAUUUUCUCCUAAUGCAGGUUGUAGUGACAGAUCUGAUUAUUAAAACGUCAAUAAGUCGAGUUGUA
Molecule: messenger RNA, 9648 nt
Organism: Xyrichtys novacula (pearly razorfish)
Lineage: Eukaryota; Metazoa; Chordata; Actinopteri; Labriformes; Labridae
Source: the annotation of a GenBank genome assembly